AUGCAUCGGCAUGUCAACGGCAUCGCUUGGCGUCUAAGGUUCAUACUCAUAAGAUAGAUGGGACAGCUUCUCGAUGCCCCACGACCAUGAACAACUCCACUAGUACACCGUUUCAUCUUAUUGAUGAUAAUACGAGUGUGCUGUUUGCAUUCCAGAGUGCUCAUUAUUUAGAAAUAGCAUGCUUCACACUUCUGGUUUACGAUCUACUGACUACCUUCGGAGAAGAGGUUGAAUAUUUCUGGUCCGGUCCAUGGAGUUUAUCCCGUGUUUUGUUUUUCUUGAACCGAUACCUUCCAUUUGUCGCCAUGAUACCAACGAAUGUUGCACUGUUUGGGACCGGGAUACCAGCUCAGUCGUGCACUCAUUGGAUCCGCGCUGCAUUUGAGCUUUCCAUAUUCGCAAUCUGCGUCAACCAAGGAAUUCUCCUCCUCCGUGUGUGGUACAUGUACUCUCAUAGUGCCAUUGCACGAGCAGUUGCAUGUUUCAGCUAUGCAGCAUGCGUUGUAUCAUCCAUCACAAUGACAGGCUUGAGUCUCCCGUUCCUGCGGUCAACCACGGAAUCUCUGCAGCUUCAGCGGCAGAUAACAACCAUUCCAGGAUGUUCUGCGCCUUCACCAUCGAUAAUAUGGGCAGUUUUCGUUCCAAGUACCAUCAUCCACAUGAUCUUGUUUGGAUUCACGAUCGCACGAAUUCUGAAGGUCUCUCGUGACUUGCGGAUGGAUCAAUUGAUGCAACGUUUGGUACGAGAUGGUGGCCUUGUCUUCUUCGUCUCGAUGGCCUCGGCCACAUUCUCCGUAGUCGGCGCUCGUUUGACCAAAGAUCCUGUCAUCAACGGGCCAGCAACUUGGUCAAACUCACAGCUAGCGAUCAGUGCAGUUGCGGUAUCUCGGCUUAUGCUCAGCAUACACUCCCUCGCUGGGAAGUUGAAAAUCGAUCAAAAUUGGUUAUUCAACCCGUCUGAGCUCAGUAGGGUAAGGUGGUGGGCCGUCUCUGGUGAUUAUGGCAGGAGCAUCGUGGUCGAGAUGGACACACAUGAACCAGUAGCACAAAAGGUAUGAUGUUAGCUGUGACAUAAUAAACGAUAUAAUACCCAUCAAAUAUCACCUCUGAUGACACAAG
Molecule: messenger RNA, 1119 nt
Organism: Suillus discolor
Lineage: Eukaryota; Fungi; Basidiomycota; Agaricomycetes; Boletales; Suillaceae
Exons: 12
Coding region: 87-1058 (323 amino acids)
Source: RefSeq, a predicted model, not a curated record